UUCCACGUCUGCGCUGCAAGGACAGAUCUAUAUUAUGCCCUGGAUUCUUGGUGCAUUGCAUAUAUAGCGGCUCCAUCUUCCUCCCCGGACGACAGCAAGGAAGGAAAUUGCGUGGUAAUGGCGCUGCCGGUAGUUCAUCCGAGCCAGGAAGAACCCACCCUACCGCCGCCGGCCGGGAAGCAACUCAGCAACCAGCUCGCUGCCGCUGUGAGGAGCAUCAACUGGAGCUACGCAAUAUUCUGGUCCAUUUCAACCAGCCGUCCAGGGGUUCUGACGUGGAAGGACGGGUUCUACAACGGCGAGAUAAAGACGAGGAAGGUCACAAGCUCGGCGGACCUCACCGCCGACCAGCUCGUCCUGCAGAGGAGCGAGCAGCUGCGGGAGCUCUACGAGUCUCUUCUGUCCGGCCAGUGUGACCACCGGGCGAGGCGUCCCGCGGCCGCGCUGUCGCCGGAGGACCUCGGCGACGCCGAAUGGUACUACACGGUCUGCAUGAGCUACGCCUUCCGCCUUGGCCAAGGGUUGCCAGGCAGAAGCUUUGCGAGCAACGAGCAUGUUUGGCUGUGCAAUGCUCAGUGCGCAGACACCAAAACCUUCCAGCGCGCGCUCUUAGCAAAGACGGCGUCUAUCCAGACAGUCGCCUGCAUUCCAUUGAUGAGUGGUGUGCUUGAGCUCGGGACAACAAAUACCGUUUUGGAGGACAUGGACAUGGUGAACCGGAUCGGCACAUCUUUCUGGGACUUGAAGUUCCCAACAUGCUCGAAGUCGGAGGAGCCGAACUCCAGCCCAUCAGCAGACGAUACUGGGGACGCUGACAUGGUGUUUGAAGACCUCAACCAUAACACCAUGGCCACGAUGAUGCCCGGGGAACUCGAGCUAGGGGAGGUCGAGUGCCUAUCCGACGGUAGCCUCGAGCAGAUCACGAAGGAGAUCAACGGGUUCUACGGCCUCUGCGAUGAGCUGGACGUGGGGGCUCUUGAGGAAAAUUGGAUCAUGGGUGGGUCUUUCGAGGUCAUGUCUUCGCCGGAAGCGCUGCCGGCGCCUGCCGCCACCGACGGGAUCACUGAUGGUGCUGUCACUUUUAGCUCUGUUGAACCCUCUCGCUCAUCAUGCUUUACGGCAUGGAAGAGAUCGUUGGACUCAACAAAAGACGUGGCUGCGUCCGUCGCCGGGGAGUCGCAGAAGUUGCUGAAGAAAGUUUUGGCUGGUGGCGCAUGGGCAAAUAAUGGUGGCGACGGUACUGCGAGAGCUCAGGAAAGCACCAACACAAAAAACCAUGUCAUUUCGGAGAGGAGGCGGCGAGAGAAGCUCAACGAGAUGUUUCUGAUUCUCAAGUCGUUGGUCCCGUCCAUUCACAAGGUGGACAAGGCAUCCAUCCUAGCUGAAACGAUAGCCUACCUCAGAGAGCUGGAGCAGAAGGUGGAGGAGCUAGAAUCCAACAGGGUGGCCGGAACAGCCGUCCGAAAACUCCAUGACGUCAGUGGGAAGAAGGUGUUAGCUGGUUCCAAGAGAAAGGCGUCGGAGCUCGGCGGGGACGACACGGAGAGGGUGCUCCCCAAGGACGACGGCCCGAGCAACAUCGUCAACGUCACCGUGACGGACAAAGAGGUGCUCCUGGAGGUGCAAUGCCGGUGGAAGGAGCUGCUGAUGACGCAAGUGUUCGACGCCAUCAAGAGCCUCCGCCUGGACGUGCUCUCCGUGCGCGCGUCGACGCCCGACGGCCUCCUCGCUCUCAAGAUACGAGCUCAGUUUGCCGGUCCUGGCGCCGUGGAACCCGGGAUGAUCAGCGAAGCGCUUCAGAAAGCUAUACGCAGGCGCUGAAAGGACGCGCUGAAAGCGCGACACUGGUGCUGUAGAUCCGUAAAUCUGGUGGCUAUGUUCUUCAGACAUGACAUUAUUUCUUUCGUCCGGUUGUGCAGUGAUGCGGACGUGACGAAAAGAUUUCCGAUUAUUGCAUCCA
Molecule: messenger RNA, 1960 nt
Organism: Aegilops tauschii subsp. strangulata
Lineage: Eukaryota; Viridiplantae; Streptophyta; Magnoliopsida; Poales; Poaceae
Product: anthocyanin regulatory R-S protein
Molecular function (GO): protein dimerization activity
Source: RefSeq, a predicted model, not a curated record